CUGAACUCUUUACGUAAGUCUUUUGUGUAGAUGGAAGGCUAUACAACCAAAAUGAACAUGUUAGUAAAAUAAAGUGUUCAACAGCAAUCAGCAGGGCUUACUAUUUGGAGGGCAAGAGCUGUACUUAGGUUCUAUUGAAAUCAGCUAUUCUUGACAGAUUUUCUUAAGGGUAGAGAAAGUAAUAAGACUUUUGAUGAAAACCUGCUGAAAUUCCCUUUAAACAGGGAACAAUUGGUGCAUGGAAUAAAUGGGACAAUUGAUUUCUUUAUAAAAAAAAAAUAGAAAUUAUAUUGCACUAACAACAACAAUACAGCAGCCUUGAAAAUAUGUUAUUUCCAAGAAUCACCUGUGACUAUCCUAUAAACUGGCUUUAAGUGGUAUUGAAAUAGCUUUUAAUACAAGCAUUAUGUAAAAUUCUGUCUCAAGAUAAGUUUCUCUCCAAAUAACUCAGCUUCGUGGCAAAAGGCAUAAAGAAAGGAGAGGUGGAAAGGGUAAAGAAAGGGAAGAGAUGGUUUUCAUUGGCUUUUGAUAUACAGAAAAUAUGAAAUCUGAAAUAGUGACAGAGUCAUCUUCAUACCAUGCAGGCUGUGUGAUCAGUUAUUUGAUUUAAUCUGUCUCAGUUUUAUCAGGGAAUGAGUAUGUGCCUAAGGAUGCUGCAUGGCAGGACACCAGCAGCUAUAGGUUCUCCAGAAAGCUCUGGGGCUUCAGACAGAACUGUGGUAUUGACAGAGAGGCAGCCUAAAUCUAACUCCUCUUGGACUGAAACAAUGCACUAGAUGCAGACACAUCCUCUGCCCAAUGCCAGAGUUCCCUAUGCCCGUGGUGCUGUUGUGGUGAUGGGGGAGCUUGGAACCUGCCUGCCCUGGCAUUCUGAGUAGUUGGUAGACACUGUUGUUUCCUCACCUGCUGGUAGACUCUUCCUCCACAGGUCACCAUGGAGCAGUAACAUGUUUCCAAAAGGCUCACCUCGGACACUCCGGCGUUAUUUUGACUUUAAAGGAAAAAAUCUUCCUCAGGACUUGAUGGAACAUACCCAGUCUUUACAAGAGCCUGGGGAUGAAACUAUGAGGCAGGUGCCGUCACUGGAAAGCAUCUUUCACUGUACAAUGGUUGCAGUACUGAAGGCAACUAUUAAGAUGGGUAAACACGGACUAGGUCUCAUAGUCAUACAGAAUGGGCCAUAUCUCCAGAUAAUAAGCAUUGUUGAGAAAAGCUCUGCAGCUAACGAUGGAAAGCUAAAACCAGGGGAUGUUCUAAUAAAAAUUGGACAUGCCACCAUUUUGGGAUGGACCCUGCGACAGCUUAGGCAACUCCUGCACAAUAUCCCUGUAGGAACUACUCUACAAAUCAGAGUUUACAGAGAUUUUGUUGAAGUACCUCAAGACUGGCAAAGUGCAAUUGAAUUAAUUCCUGAAGUAAAGCUGCCUGUGGUGUCAGUAGACACAGACUAUGAUGAAGAUGGCAUCGGGUCCAGUACUGAUGAUGAUGAAGGCUUGUAAAUUUUUCAGUACAAAUCUCCCCAAACUGCUGUGAGUUCACUCCUAAGUUACAAUCAAUGCACAAAAUCCGGAAGAUACCUGGUAAGGACCAGACACUUGGGGUAGGCACAGACCAUGUUUGUGAUGCUGCUCUUCAUAAUGAUAUUGAAGCAUCGUACAAUCCUGAGUUUGGUAGUAGUAGUAUUAGAGCUCCUCCAUACCGAGCUACAGAAAACUGUGAGACCAGUUUCUCUUCUUCCUGCCUUUCUAUAUCAUAUACAUCUCGAAGAAUUUGCUUUAUUGCAGAAUACCUCAGAACCUGACUUGUCUCGAUAUAAAUUUCUGAAGUUGUAUCCGUUUUCUUCUAACACAUGCCUUCAAAAAAUCUGAAUGUCCCAAGAUAUUUGAAAUGCUGUAUUAGCUACAGAAAGCUGUUUAACAAUGCCUUCCCUCCCCACAAAGAUGUCAAUCAGUACUACUUGUAGAAUAGAAAGUCAGAGACACUACCUCUGCUCAUCCCUGACAAGUAGCAGUUGCAAGCUCUAGGGAAGUCUAAUAUAUUCAUCUUUCUUUGAAGGCAAGUUUCUUCAUUUUCUUGAUAUAAGGAUGGUGGAGACAGCUGAUCACAAACCCCUCCUGAACAUACAAGAAUAUACAGACAACUAGUGGCAACCACAGUAUUUGUCUGCAUCACAGUUAUCAUGAUGAUAUAUCUGUUUUUCACAUUGUCUAAAAUGUCACCUUCUUUGCUCACUGUAGUUCUAUCUUCAGUGUACAGAGCCAGACUUACCAGCAUUUUACAUACCAUUUUCAGUAGAAAAAAAAAAAAAUCAACACAAUGUAUGAACGCAGCACUUUAUUUGACAAGUGCAAGCUCACAAUUACUUGAGAGAAAUUUGCUGAAAUAAAUGAAUGCAUAAAUAACAAAUUAGUAGUAAUUCGAGCGUAGGUGACUUAGAGCUCAUUGUGGGUCCAUUGUGAAUCUGCAUCCCAGUUUCAUUUUUACAGCUCAUCAAGAAAAGGAGUAUUUCCCAAAUCCCCACUAGCUGCCAUCGAUUUCUUCCCACCGACAAACUUCUUGGCAGCCUGAAAA
Neopsephotus bourkii (Bourke's parrot) is the source of this 2571-nucleotide messenger RNA. It is a transcript of the gene PDZD9, whose product is annotated as PDZ domain containing 9. The record is from RefSeq and is a predicted model, not a curated record. Gene Ontology annotation, molecular function: protein binding. Lineage: Eukaryota; Metazoa; Chordata; Aves; Psittaciformes; Psittacidae. The coding region runs from base 948 to 1499 and encodes 183 amino acids. The transcript is spliced from 4 exons.